This is a messenger RNA of Entrophospora candida, 195 nucleotides long. NCBI's taxonomy places the organism in Eukaryota, Fungi, Glomeromycota, Glomeromycetes, Entrophosporales, Entrophosporaceae. The record is from the annotation of a GenBank genome assembly.
AUGAAUAUUAUGAGUAUAUGGUGCAAGUCCCAACUUACUGCACUUACAAGUGAAAAAGAUUUUCCAAUAAAAGAUGAUCCUGAAGAUGAAAUCCAACCAUUAGAAAUUGAUGAACCUGAGGAAUUACAAAUAGUAUUUAAUCUCCAAGCUGAGAUUGAGUUUAAUACAGCACUUCAGGAGUUCCUAAGGGAUUAG